Messenger RNA from Linnemannia hyalina, 2316 nucleotides. NCBI's taxonomy places the organism in Eukaryota, Fungi, Mortierellomycota, Mortierellomycetes, Mortierellales, Mortierellaceae. The record is from the annotation of a GenBank genome assembly.
AUGAAGAAGCUGUUCAUUGACCUCGACGAAGACGCCAUCAAGGCAACACCCUUUCGUCCGGGAGACACUUUCACCGGCAAAGUCAACUUCAACACAAGCGCUAGUCUAAGAUACACCUGUAUCAAGGUCAGGUUCGUCGGACUGGUGUCGACCAAGGUCGCCAAGUCUAUCGAGGAGGUCUAUGUCCUCAACCUGCAGACCGUCCUCCUCGGCAACCCCAACAACGCCACCACCUCUGUCCUCGACGAGGGCAAGCACAGCUGGCCUUUCCAUUUCACUGUUCCCCUGCAGCAUCUCCCUUCCUCCGGCAAGUAUCGCCAUGGAACGGUAAAGUACACGUUGACCGCAGUCGUGACCUCAACAAAGUUCCUCGGUGGAGUACAGGAUAUCAAAUUCAACAAAAACAUCGAUCUCGUUGACCACGUCCACGACUCCAACUACUCCAACGCCGUCUCCAUCGUCGGCUCAAGUAGCACAAAAAUGUACACCAACAACGACCGACACCUGGCCACCGCUGCAGUCUCCAUCGCCAGAUCUGCCUACCGACCAGGUCAGGUCCUUACACUGUCUGUCGAUCUCGCUCACCCUCAAAAGAUCCGUCGGGACCCAGGAUGCUGGAUUCAACUGAUCCGCAAGGAAUCAUACUCCGCCAAAGAGCAAAUGAGAGAGUACAGUCAUGUUAUCGCGGCUUCAGCACACGCUAUCAAGCUCGAGUCGGGAUCCCACACAGGAAAGAUUCUCGCCGAGAUCACCCUCCCUAUCGACGCAACUCCAACCAUGGACACCACCAAGAUCAUCUCGAUCCAAUAUCACAUCCUAUUCCUCUUCGACAUGAGAUCUCAGACUGGAUUCUUUGAGCGCAAGUCCAAAAAGACGGUCAACCAGAAACUGCGGAAAAAGAUCCUUGACUCUCCUGGAGGGUUUGAGGUAUACCUCCCCAUCAUCAUGGACAUUGUUGCAGAGGCUCGCCCCCCGCUGGAGAUGUCAAUGGAAUACCAAGCACUGGUCGCGGAGGAGGCAAGGGAACGCGACUCGUUCUACGGAAACCCCUACGACUCUAUCGUUGUCUCCACCAAUCAACUCUCCAUUUCUCCAGCCCCAGCUCCAUUCGGCCAGGAUUACUUCUCUUCACCUGUCCUUUCUGCAUCAAAAUCGCCAUCCUUAUUCUCAGCUUCUUCACCCUCGCCAACAUUAUACCCGAUCUCUUCGCCCUCGCAAGCAUCCUUUUCUGUCUCGUCACCUUCGACACCGCCCCCAGCAGUUUCAAGGAUACAGGACCCAUUCAGUGCUUCGUCAAAGGCAGCCUAUAUCCCUCAGACGAAAUAUGAACGCGUGGUGCCUCCGCGCUACAGCACACUGUUACCGUCUUUUAAACCCAGAGGGGGCGAGUCGUCUCAAGGACCAAGUUCAAUGGCAGGUGAACCAUCGUCAUCAAGGAGCCACACACUUCCUAUUCACCUCCCCUACUCUUCUUCGUCCUCUUCCUCUUCGCCAUUCAGGACGAGCACAAACCCGAUUACGGACAAUGAUUUAUUCUUCAAGCCACUGCCGACAAUCCCACCACCUGAAGUCAACACCCUUUCACCAUCCUCGUCAACAGAGCAACAUAAGCAGCUGGCAUUAUCGUCAUCGGUUGCCCCAUGUGGCUCUACUGCGGGGUAUACAGCUACAACUAACGACUCGAGAGUCCCAGGAUCAUUCAGUACCUUGAGCGGCAAUCCACGGUCAGCAUUACCAACACAUUAUAGUCAUAAUGGAGGCAGCAAUGUCAGUUCUUAUGGAUACUACCCAGAAAAGUCAGCACCACUACCGGAUGAGUCUCUCUAUUUUUCUCGACCCGCAGCAGCUCCUGUGCAACAGAAUGCAACUGCCCCGAACGCAGUUGAUCUAGGAGUCGGCCCCAUGUCGCCGUCGACGUCAUAUUCAUACGUCGCACCGCCUUCAGCAGCAUCACCGGCACUUUCGUUCUCCAACGUUAGUUCUUCGAACUCGGCUACAAUUAUGAACCACGACUACAGAACAUACAUUUCCCCACCACUGCAGCAAGGAACGUCAGGAUACCAGUCAAUACCGCCCCAGCCAACAUCAUUCCAAUACAACCCUAUGGCUUCUGCCUCUGCACCACGUCUCUAUUCACCGGACUAUAGCCAAACGACUGAGCCGGUACCUGCGGUUCCGUUGAGUGCAUCUUCUAUCCCUUCGAUACCCUCCAUGCCCCCUCGUCCACCGGCGGACGCGGGUCAGUCUGACCAGUUCCGCCGCUACAAGCUGACAGACCACCCAAGCCCUCAGCCUGUCUCUCCUUACAUGCAUUGA